Striga hermonthica is the source of this 996-nucleotide messenger RNA. The record is from the annotation of a GenBank genome assembly. Lineage: Eukaryota; Viridiplantae; Streptophyta; Magnoliopsida; Lamiales; Orobanchaceae.
AUGGCGAUCGAGAGGCCCAUACAUCCGAAGCCCGCCUCGAUCAGCCCGGAUCGGAAUUCAGGAACAAAGGUGUGGCUUUUUUCUUUGCUGCUGACGCUCCAGUACGGUGCUCAACCUCUCAUAUCUAAACGCUUCACCAGACGGGAAGUUAUUGUAACUUCAUCUGUUCUGGCUUGUGAGGGGGUAAAGGUGAUUUGUGCUCUGUUGCUCUUGGCUAGAGAUGGAAGUUUGAGAAAGCUAUGCAAAGAGUGGACGUUGAUGGGCUCUUUGACUGCAUCGGGGUUGCCGGCAGCCAUAUACGCACUUCAAAACAGCUUGUUGCAAAUCUCAUAUAGAAAUCUUGAUUCCCUCACGUUCUCAAUGUUGAACCAGACAAAACUAUUUUUCACCGCCUUGUUUACUUAUAUCAUAUUAAGGCAAAGACAGUCCAUUCAACAGAUUGGGGCUCUCUUUUUGUUGAUAAUAGCCGCUAUUCUUCUAAGCAUUGGUGAAGGUACCAGUACAGCAUCAAGCUCUCGUAAUCCUGAUGAAGUUUUGUUCUAUGGGAUUGUCCCUAUCUUAGUGGCUUCCUUGCUCUCAGGCCUGGCCUCUGCUUUGUGUCAGUGGGCAUCCCAGGUUAAAAAACAUACCUCAUACCUGAUGACUGUGGAGAUGUCUAUAAUUGGGAGUCUUUGCAUGCUAGCGAGUGCGUACAAGUCUCCUGAUGGUUUGGCUAUCAGACGGCAUGGCUUCUUUUAUGGGUGGACUCCUUUGACAUGGAUUCCUGUCAUACUCAAUGCUGUUGGUGGAAUUCUUGUUGGGCUUGUGACAUCGUAUGCUGGUGGUGUCCGAAAGGGGUUUGUUAUUGUUUCUGCCCUUCUGGUGACGGCCCUGCUCCAAUUCGUCUUUGACGGUAAACCGCCCUCUCCAUACUGCCUUGUGGCUUUCCCAUUAGUCGUCACGAGCAUAUCGAUCUACCAAAAAUACCCCUACCAUGUUAAAAAGAAGGCAUUAUGA